Messenger RNA from Hermetia illucens (black soldier fly), 5119 nucleotides. RefSeq names its product type II inositol 3,4-bisphosphate 4-phosphatase. Gene Ontology annotation, cellular component: cytoplasm. Lineage: Eukaryota; Metazoa; Arthropoda; Insecta; Diptera; Stratiomyidae. Gene Ontology annotation, molecular function: phosphatidylinositol-3,4-bisphosphate 4-phosphatase activity. The record is from RefSeq and is a predicted model, not a curated record. The coding region runs from base 221 to 4348 and encodes 1375 amino acids. The transcript is spliced from 16 exons.
UACAGCGCAAACAUAUGGCCGGUUGACAUUUCCUCACAAAGUAUAGUAUCUGCGGAUUGUUUAUUAGAUGUGUCGUGCAGUUUUUAGGAGAAAAGUAGAUGGCUCAGUGAAAAAUGUGAAAAAAUUGUAGUUAGUGUCGCUCUUAAAUUAAAUUCAGAUUAUUUAAAGAUAAAACUUAGUGACAAGUUCGUGUGUAUUAGGAUUUAUUCGAUUGACAAGUAUGCGAUUUAACAAACAGGAGCUUAUUACAUUGGCUGCCUUACCAAGUAACAAAUUUGAGAAAGAAGGCAUAUUGAACAUAAUAGAGAAACAAGAAGGCUUCUUCACUAAACGAGAAGGUGAAAAUAAUUUUAAAGUACAAAAAAUCACUCGAAGGAAGACGCUGAGUUGUAUUGGGGGAAUUGGAAAAGUGAGUUUCCCACGCUGGUGCAAGCUUCGCGGAAAUUUACUGUUCUACUUAAAGGAUCAAGAUCCCUUCUCUCUACCAUUAGGACUAAUAGUUUUAGAAAAUUGCAGGCCUGUAAUUCGCUCUGAAAGUCGAGAUGUUGAUGGGUACUCUUUUUUCAUUGAAUUUCGGGAUGGUUUAAGUCAACGGAUCGCUGCAAAUACCGAAGCUGAACGAGCUGACUGGAUGAAUGCUAUUCAAAUGGCAAGCUAUGCGCAACUGAACAAACAGCUCAAAUAUCUUCGUGAUCAAAUUGAAAAGAAAUUAGGUUACACAGCUGACACUGCAAUACCACCGCAAAGCAAUGAACCUGCUCAAAGAAAACCGGAUGCGGAAAUAGAUAUCAAUGAAAUUCCACUUUGUGAGUCUGCAGUUUCUUGUGAUAAUCUUUUGUGUGAUGGCCACGGACGGCCACCAAAUCCUUCAAUUGAUGUGCAAAUCGAAAACAAUAAUGGCUGUGGAUGGGUUAAGUAUGGACAAACGGAAAUAAUAGAUCGAUGCGCAAAUCCACAAUUUUUAUGUACAAUUUUGUUUCGGGCUAGCGACGGCUUAAGUAGCACUUCUUUAGUUCGGUUUACAGUUUACGAUGUUCGUGAGAAAUUAUCUAGGACUGUACUUCCACUAGGAUACGCUGAGAUUUCAUUGGGCGUCAUACAGGAUACUACCCGAAUACGAAUACCGCUACGGUCAGUUCAAGGUAAUGCUGGAUUCAUAACAAUUGCUUCAUGGGCCCCUGACCAAGAUAAGAAAACUCCGCGAUCUCCAGCGAAAAUUAUCGAGAGCCAAAAUUUAGGUCAUCGACGUUCGCAAUCACUCCCACCGAAAUUAGGUGUCAAAUUAUUCGUGCCACCACAGUUGAAACUUCCCCUUGUAUUCGUGAAUCCUUCGCUCCAUACAUAUCGUCUGCAUUCAGGUCUGGGGGGAGAUAUAAGCGUACAAGAAGUGAUGAUGGAAAGCCGAUUGUGCUACGUGAUCCCACAACAAUUACUUUCAAUCUGGAUACUUCGAGAAAAGGAACUUCUGCAAGAAAUCUCAGGAAUGGGCGAAUUGGGAGGAGAGUGGCGCAAUAAACAGAUGGAUUUGCUGGAUAAACACUUAAAACUACUAAAAGACUACUCCCAAGCCAAACAAAAUUUAUUGCAUUAUAACAACAAUAACGUGGAUAAAUUUUUCAAACCAUCUGCCAACAAAACUGAUGAGUCGUUAGAGUUUGUACCUGUAAAUUUGCAUUUACAACGAAUGUGGGCACACAAUGACACACUAAAGCGAUCAGGCGUGCUAGAUGUCAUGACGUCCGGCGCUUUCACUCGUCACGCCGGCAAAAGUAAAACAGGUGGAUUAAUUAAAUUAUUGCAACAAAAUAAGGAUUCUCCUUCAAAACUAGAUCCGAAUGGAUGCAAGGUCCAAGCAGCUAAUGAUGUAGUUCAAGCUAUCAAGCAGUUACGCAAAGAAAUUGUUGAGAUCAUGUCGCAGUUACUGUGCUUAGCCAAAAUGAAAAAUCCCAAAGGGAUGAUGCCUCUAUGCAAUGAAAUGGUGAAUAAAACAAGAACUCUAUUAAAUCUAUGGGAACCAAAUUUAGUUGAGGAGGCGUUUGCGUUCAUAGAACAACAUCGGAUUUUGGACGAACCAGAUAACACGUUGAUGCCCAUGUCACCCUUCAAAAAAAUAACCCAGCAGCUUGGUGCUUUGGACUUGAAAUCACCGGAGCUGGAGGACUUCGCUACACCCAUGGGAGCGCCUCCAGAUUUAUGGCCUAGUCGGAAUGCAUUAUCACCAAAUCGCACCUCUAAUUUACGAAUGAAGUCUCCAUCAGCCACGGAUAUCAACACAAUAUCAUCGAUACAGCAAAGCGUACAAAUAUAUAAUAGUCAAUCUAGAGUCCAACAGAAUCAUGGUCAUGCGAAUGAUUCUAAUUUAUCGCACUCACUUCCUAUAACCAUUUCAAAUUUUGAAAGAAAAGCUUCCGUAACAAAACAAAAUCACAACGAGGUUCCCUUGAAAUUCAAUGAAACACAUUUUGAUGUUAGCGGUGAAAUAUCAACGAGUGAAAGCCAACCGAAUUCACUUGUUAUUAUCGAUGGUCUUCCAAAUAGCAACCCUAAUAAUAUACAGAGAAAUGUCCAAAGUGAAAACCAAUGUGAUGGUGGGAAAAAGAACGUCACGGAAAAUGGCAACAGCGAUGACGUUUCAAAUCAAUUGGCUGAAAGCAAAAAUGAAAUUUUGUAUCAAUCUGCGGACUUCGAUGAAAGUGGUUACAUCCCUAUGAAUUGUUCAAUAGUUCUAGGACACAAUGGCGCCUUUUUAGACACUAAAGUAAUGAGUUCUAGUCCAUCUGCCAAUUACUAUCGACCGACUGAAGAGCCUGAACCCCUCGAUUUGACACAACUCAAUAUUGAGGCGAGUGUUAUGUGUCUUGUAAGCAAAGUUAAGUUUCUUUGUGGUCGUUGUGGGAGUCCGGCAGUACGUUUGCGUCAGCCUCGGAACUCUGUAAAGCGGGGCUUCAACAAUAUGCCACCCGAUGUGGUGACAAGCCAGCCUAUGGCUCAUCCGAAUUCUGCGAUGUCUUCCAUGAGUCAAUCGAUGACAGACACAAUAUACCAAUCUGAAUCUAUUGGAACUACUUCCCAACCAGAAUCUCUUAUCUCCAAUUCCGGAAAUGUCUCAAAUGUCGAAAGUAAUGUAGUAUUAAAUGCGAACUUAAAGUCUAGUGGGUGUAUGAGCGGCAAGGAUUUGAAUCUAGCAUUAACUCAAGCAGUUGGCGAAGUGACAAGGAGAGUAAAGAAAGGAAAUAAGUUCACAGAUGGACUUGAUCUAUCCAUGACUACUGAUUGGGCUUCCGAGCUGCGACCUUCAAUGCGAAAGUUACGUCAAGCAAUGGACGGCCUAUUGAAAACAGCAAGACUGAUACACUCUGUGCAACGUUUACAGCAGGAUAUGAAGAAGAUUAGUACAAAUCUGGCCAUAAUGUAUAGGCGCGAUGUUUGCUUUUCCCAGGCUCUUACAUCGCUGGUUAGUGGUAUAAUGGUCAAAUUAUGGGGAACUACAAUAACUGAAAAUUACAUCGAAAUUCUCACUCAUCUGGGACCGUUAGCAUACUUCGAGGGAUUGUUGUCGCUCUAUGGCGGGGAAACCGACAUGUGGGGUGAUAUGUGUGUUGCCAUCGAGGAUUUGUCUGCAGUCAAUUUUACACUGAUUAGAAGUGAUAUUCAGAGGGAAACAAAAAUUCUUCCAAUACCGCGUAUCGUGGGCUCUCGGCAUUCAUUAACUGUUCUGCUUCCUGUGCCCGAAAGUGUUUAUAGUAUUGUGCCAACGAAGGAAGCGAUAACUUUCAAAGUUACCCCCGUUUUCUUCAAUAUCGGAAUCAAUGAACGUGCCACAUUAUCUGAAACGUUAGGAUAUACACGCGAACAGCACCGCUCUAAUUGGGACAAUUACGAUCGUCUAAAGAAUUACCAUAUUCGCUAUAAGAAAUUAAAUCUGGUAACUCCAGAUACACCCAGCAAAACUGAACAGAAUGUUUCGGUUCAAACUGUCGCUGAUUAUUUAAAUACUAUGGAGGAAGGUCUUCGUACAAAUACAUCGAAAAAUGUGAAGAUACUACAUUUAGCUGAAGACAUUUGUCGAGCGAUGAAUGGUUUGCGAUUUACAUCAUGUAAAAGUGGGAAGGAUCGAACAGGAAUGGCAGUGACGCUAGAAGAGUGCCGAAUAUUGCAACAGGAAUUCCAUUUGCCAGCGAAUAGUAUGCAGAAUGUAUUGAAUACAAUGCGGAGUGAGGGCACUCGAAUCGACAAUGUUGUGAAGAACAUUGAAUUGCGAAAAUAUGCCUUCAACUUACCCCAAGUAGUGUCACUACCAGCCCUCUAUCGGCCACCAGCUGGUUCUUAUGGAAAAGCGCAGACAUAGAAGCGAAAACAAAUUAGCAGUUGUAGUGCAUAAAUCAUGCGUUUCGGAUAUACAUCUUACUAGACUACAUAGCAACUUAUCAAUCAGCAGAGAAAUCGGUACUUAAAAUUUCUAUUAGUAAAACAAGUACGAAUAAAUCUCACGGAAAACGUGUGGAACACAAUAAUCCAAAGGAAGGGUACUUGGGCGUAUUAUAUAUAUUAUAUGUACCGUUUUAAUUAGUGUUUAUCAAGUUAUUGUUAUGAGUACUUUUUAAUAAUGAAUCAAAUUCUAUGUUGAUGACAAAUAACCAAUUUCACAACAAGCCAAACAGUUAUUUAUUAAUUAUUUAAAAGAAUAAUCAAAUUAGCGUUCUACAUAUUGUUAGGUAUUCCGUAUUGGUACAAUAUAAAGAUAAUCCCUUUUGAUUUCUUUGUUUUAACAUUAAGUAUGAGACGAUACGACUUUUAGGAUUUUUUAAUGGUCUUCCAGUUUGUUUUAAAUGGCGUAUGCUGUAUUUAACUCUGAAUUUUCAUGUGUUCAUUGUGAACAGAAAGAUAAUUAUUUGGGACUUUUCCAGUUGUUUGUUUUCGGCAAUAGUUGGGCGUUUUUUCACGUAAAUUGAUAUUGUAACUAAAAGCUCAGUGUUAAAGCAAGAAAAAAGAAGAAAAUUAGUUUAGAAAUUGAAUAUGUAAAAGAAAAAAAGUUGUUUUCCAAGGUUUCGAUUAGUUAUACGGAAAAUUGUUUCGAUUAUAACUAUGCAAUGAAAAUAAAAGUAUUUAUUAAACCUAA